Molecule: messenger RNA, 3543 nt
Organism: Neospora caninum
Lineage: Eukaryota; Apicomplexa; Conoidasida; Eucoccidiorida; Sarcocystidae
Exons: 10
Coding region: 1-3543 (1180 amino acids)
Source: RefSeq, a predicted model, not a curated record
AUGAACAGGCAGGAGGCAGACGAGGCAGAAGACGCGAAGACGCCGGCGAAAGCGUGCGCACCAACGUGGAGAGAAAGCGCUGUUACACAGUGGUAUGUCGUAUGCAUGAGCCUUGGAGAAGACCUCGGAAAAGAGCUUGUAAACAGACGCCUUGGGAGAUUUUCGAGGCGGCGGAUUCAGCCGAUCUGCAGGUGCGCUUCGCUUUCCUCCCUUUUCGACAGCUGCAGGUCUCGUCGCUGCUCUUCAGUUUCAACUGCGGCAGCUGUACGCCGCCAGAGAAGACCUCCUUCAGGCUGUCGCCAGCGUGGAUCAAGGUGCGCAGCCUUCCGCCGAUUUGCUCGCCGCUUUCUCCUCCUGCACGAACUGCAACGAUCUGUCGCGCUCCGUUGUUGCGCCUGGGCGUGCGUCGCGCGUCGGCCAAGACUCACUCAUGGUUCCUUUCUCGGCGCGCGGGGGAACAGACAACAACGAGAGGAAAGAGGAAGGAAGAGCAGAGGGGACGGAAAAGACAAAAGCGAUAGGAGGAAGAGGAGAGAGCGGGUUCGAGAACGGCGUCUCGGCAGCAUCGUGGGGGGCGACGAAGAAGAGAGGGAAGAAGGACAGCGGCGAGAACACGCGUCAAGCCGGUCGGGGCCGGUGUCGUCAUUGUCAGUUGAUGCCGAAGAUUGCGGCUUCUUCCUCUACAGCCGAGUGGAGAAGGACGUUGGUGGCAUCGGAGACGAAAAAGGCCUAGACGAGGGCGGUUUUCACCACUUUGGCGAAAGCGAACUCUUGAAAGUUGUGCGCGUCGUCCGAGCCGUGCUGCGACGAUUCCUCUCCGAGAGUGUCGCUUCGCAUCGGCGGCUCCUCCUCGCAGCCGACGAGCACGUGAAGGAGCUGGAAGCAGUCAAGAAGGAGUCUGUCGCUGCAGAUGCGUACUUUUUCGCGAGUCGGCAGGUUCUCUCGGCCCUCGACGAGCUCCAAAUCAGUAUCUCGCGUUUUCGGCUGAAGAGCCGAGACGAGGAACUCGCUGAGCUGGCCUAUCGUCGCCUCGCUCUUGGCGCAGGGCGGAAGCGGCCGAGUUCUUGGACCGCCUCGGGAUCUGCGCUCGCGUCUCUUGCGAAUUCGCCGUUUCCGCCGCCGCCUUCGCUCGUGGACGCUUUCGCCGUGGCAGGCGCCGACGUCGCCUCCAUGAGACACUCGCUGUUGCUCGAACUCGGAAUCACUGCGGGAGACCUCGAGAAAGCGCACCGCCAGCACCGGUACCUCAAAAACCUUCGUGAAGAGGAGGAGAAGAAAAGGGAGACGCUCCACGGGCGCACCUCAGCAGACGCGAAAGCACCUGCAGACUCUCUGGGAGAAGGAGAGGAAAAAGAGGAGUCGAGAAAGGGACUGCAAGCGGCGGGCUCGGAGGGAAACGAGGAAGGAAAUGGAGUGCACGGUCGAAAGAACGCAGGUGGGGACGAAGGCGCGCUGGAGCGGCCAGAAGAGCGGAGCGAGUCAUGGGCGAGGCCUUGGUCUGAAACGCGAGAGACGGAGAGACAGAGAGAGGCAGAGAUCGGCGAAAAAGCAGCCCUCAGGAGCGACGAAAAAGACGGUCUGCAGCUGGAACUGCAGACGACAGAGGUCGCGGCCAGCACGAGAACGGAGACGAGGCCGGCGAGGCCAGGACCGGACGAACACCCGAAGGAAAGAGAGGACGAGCAAGCGAGGAAAAAGUGGCGGGCAGAGGACGGCGAGAGCACGCACUCUCUGGCACGUGCGGGAGAGGGAGAACGCGUAUCCGACGAGCCAUGCGAGACAAAGGAGAGAGGAGCGCAGAAGACAUCCUCGACUCUGUGUCCAGUGUGCUUCGUGGAACUGGAGGAAACCGCAUGCAAGGCUGUCCUUCCUUGUGCCCACCAAAUCUGCGUCGAAUGCAGUCGAUCCCUGAGGACAGAAAAAGUCGGAAUGGAGAAGACAACAGGUGGGUUGCCCAGUGCGGCGAGCCCGCUGCUUAGUCGCGCGCACCAGUCUGCGAGACUCGGGCGGAGCGGCGCCUUGCCUUUUUCGCCCUUCUCGACCUUCAGCGCCUCCACGCACUGCCUCCGCCGGUGUCCGGUCUGCCGUCACCCGUUCGCCCCGUCGCAGGUUGCUUUGAUCUCGCGAGCGAGUGGCUCUCAGGGCUCCGACCGCGCAGCCGUCUCGACUCCAACAAAGCAAAGAGCCGCCAGAAAGGCGAAAACGGGUUCGCCUCGGGCGGGCGAAGAAGGCCAGCAGGCAGGAGGGAGAGACGGGACAGCACUGGGCGGAGCCACCUCGCGCCUGAGAACCGGGAACGGAGAAUCGGAGACGCAGACGGGUUUCCCUCUGAAUGGCGAAGACGUGCGAGGGGCGUCCAGGCUGGAAACGGAGGGGGUGGAGAGGGAAGGAGAAGCGUCACGGACAGAGAAGCAGGAGAAAGACAGAGGCGAGGAAGACGAUGCUGGCGUCCAGGCUGCGUCCCUCCGUGCGCGUCUUCGCCGCCGGUACUCGGCCAAGUUCGCGGCGAUCAUCGAGAAAGUCUUGGCGCUUCUCGGCGACUCACCACUGGAUGCUUCCCUUGCGGCUUCUGCGACUCCGCCCGCGCUCCCCUCGAAAAUCCUGAUUUUCUCCGAGUGGCCGUCGGCGCUCGAUUUGCUGCAAGUCGCUCUUCGGCGCACAGGCGUGGCGAGCCUAAAGUAUCUGGGCGGGCACAGCAAGGCCGAGCUCGCCAAGCUCCGGUGUUUCCGCCACGACCCAGACGCGCGCGUCUUGCUCUGCAGCUUACUCCGCGCCGGCCGAGGCUUGACGCUGACAGAGGCGAACCACGUGAUUUUCCUCGAAGUCCCCCUCAACCGAGCAGAAGAAGAACAGGCCGUCGGCCGCGUGUACAGAAUGGCGCAGAAGCGACAAACUCACGUCUGGCGGUUCAUCGUGAAAGACUCUGUGGAAGAACGGAUCGUUCAAAUGCGGCAAAAUCCUCGAGACAGCCUCUCGGAAAGGCUGGCUACUGCAGCGGCUGUGAGGGAAGACGGCGACGCAAGAGAAGAUGUGCGCGACGAAGAGCAAGAUGAAUCACAAGAGGCGGCCUACGGCACAGAUUCUGUUUCCAAUACCCUUCUUCGAUUUGGACGGCGGCUAACAGCAGAAGACGUCGCUGUGCUUCUUGGUGUUUCUGAUUCUUCCUCUUCGUCUUCUUCCUCCUCGCCUUCCUCCUCGUCUUCCUCCUCGUCUUCCUCCUCGUCUUCUUCCUCUUCUUCUCCCUUUUCCUCUUCGUCCGCCUCCUCGUCUUCCUCUUCGAUUUCUUCCUCUUCAUGUCUCGCUUCCGGUAACACUUGUGCCGCCGGUGAUCCGCCGCCAGCAAACGGAGGGGGGGCUGAGAGGACGGGAGUCGGCAGUGGAAGCGUGGAAAACGAGAGGCGAGACGCGGCGAGCGUUGCAGCUCGGGUGACUCACUCUCUGACUCCGUCGCAGGCCGCGGGGCGGGCGGCGAUGCGCCGAGAGGCAGCUUUCCUCGAGUCUCAAGUGACGAGAGAAGGAAACGAAGCGUGGAAACAGGGUUGA